This is a messenger RNA of Bathycoccus prasinos, 1215 nucleotides long. RefSeq lists its product with no specific name. The coding region runs from base 1 to 1215 and encodes 404 amino acids. The transcript has a single exon. The record is from RefSeq and is a predicted model, not a curated record. NCBI's taxonomy places the organism in Eukaryota, Viridiplantae, Chlorophyta, Mamiellophyceae, Mamiellales, Bathycoccaceae.
AUGUUUUCGACGAAACUGAUUCACCCGAACCAGGAAAUCGAGUACGAAAUCGCGCACUCCCCCGUGAGAGCGUUGAAACAUUCCUACGGGAGCAACUUGCGAAGAGCGAAAAGUUUAGAUUUACCUCGAGACGCGUUCGAGAGACGCGUGUCGGAGGAGAAAUUUAGAAGUUUGAAAGAGCACUUGAAACGAUUCGAGGAGGAGAACAACGAGGACGGGGAGGAAAAGGAUGAGCAUUCGUCAUCUUCUGAAGAUGACGACGAGGAGAGGAGAGACGAGGAGGAAGACGAGAUAUCGCUGGCGGGGAACGCGAGAAGAAGACUAAGGAGAAAUAGUAGCAGGAAGAGCAGUAACAGAAGCGAUGAACGACGCGAUGGAAAACAUCAUCGACGAGCGCCACAGACGAGUAGUAGUAGUAGUAAGAGCAGAAGAAAAAAGUAUCGCUUCCCUUUAGCCUCUCUGAUCGAUUUCCGUAAACUUGGGAGGCACAAGCGGUACGCGGAUUUAACCAUGUCUCGACCGCUCAUGCGAGGGUGGUUGCACUGUUUGUUAGCUUCAGUUGGGUACCCGAUAUUACUAUACAACAACAAAUCGGAAUGGUUUCGAGUGCACCCGAGAACCUUUUGGUUGAUGAUGUGCACGCUGGUGCCGUAUACGUGUUCGACGUUUUUACACUUCAUUCCGUGGAAAUCGAGGUUCGCGCACGACGUCGCGUUGAGCGCAGAUUUUCUCGGGAUAUCCUUCGGGUUCACCUCACACACGGUGUUAUUCUCCGGGGAUUUAUUUCAAGGCACAGAAGCGCGCGUCGCUGUAUGCGCGACGUCGAUUCUUUUCUUCAUGCAAAUCCUCGCGUUUCGCCAAAAGCAAACGUGCGUGAUGAAAUACAUGCGAAGAGAACGGUUCCUCAUUUUCGCGUUCAACAUCGUCUUGUUGAUGAUCACCGAGACGAAAUACAUACACGGCGUCAGUUGGAAAACAAACGUAGCUAUUCAGUUUACGAGUAAAUUCCUAUCGCCUUUUUACUUUGUCUAUUGCACUCGCAUGGAUUGUAAACGACGAAGCCCUAUGACGAUUCCGGGCGUUUGGUGCGCGCACGAAAAUUGGCAUCUCAUGAUCUUUGCAAACCAUUUGAUGCAAAUAUACGCCAUGAUUCGGUUAGUCGGGGAUUAUUGUCCAGAAAACAGAGCGUGUAGCGACGUUUUGAGUAGCUGGUAG